UACUUUACUAGUCAUCCGAUAUCCGCCGUUUAAGUUAUUUGCAACAAAACGCUUACACUGUAUAAUCUUGCAUGUUCGUAUAUUGCAUGUGACGGAUAACUUUUCAAUUCAGUAUUAGAUCGAGUAUCAUGGCCGGACGUCUUUUGUGGCUCUGUGUAUUAAUGUUAGACAUUUGGGUGAACGGACAGCCUUUAAACUGGAAUAGACGGCCUUCGGACUACCCCCGUACAGUCAAUUUAUCUCAGCUCGAGCCCUGCUUUAAUUCUAUAGCUGCAAUGAAUGUGAACAACGGAGAAGGAAACUAUGUUUAUAGCUUGGUGGAUCAGAAACCUGACGGAAAGUUUUAUCAAAAAGAUCCUAGUCGUUAUAGAGUAUAUUGUAAUGAGUCCGCCCUCAGAUCCAACGGCCAUUCGAUUUAUAUCCUGAACGUCAGUGUAACAGAUGGCGUAACCUAUCUGAAUGACAACUUUAACGUGACUGUUAUUGGUUUUACUAGCACAACGCAACCUAUAGUCUCCACCACCGGUGCAAAAACGCUACCUACCGGCGUCCAAUCGAAUUCUUCGUUGACGGUAACAUCAACAGACGGUCGGACAAACAGUUCACAAUGGAGCAGCUACGUCUCCGUACCAAUGAGUGCCAAAACUAGCACAACGGAAUCAGAAGUCACCACCACCGGCUCAAUAACGGUAACUGGCGGCGUCUUGCAGGAAUAUGGGGUCAACACGACGUAUUUAUAUACGGAAAUGACAACAGACGGUGGUUUACACGGAUCGAAAUUUAGCAGCUCAGUUACCCUACCAAUAACUUUCAAAUCUAAGUCCUCUUCAACGGAUGUUGGCCUAAUUGUCGGAAUCGUGGUCGGCGUGGUGGGUCUCACCCUUAUAGCAAUCGCGAUUUACGUCGUUUGGAAGAAACGUGGCAAAAAGAAAAUCCAAAUAUCUGCCACAACUGGUCCGAAACACAGUGUUGAAUUCACAAAUUUCGAGUAUAAGCACCUUGAUCGCGAUGGGGGUUACAUCGGAGCUGGAGGUGAUGUCCGUGUUUCAAUUGGUGGCUCUCCCUCCACGGCUGGAGACUCAAAAGUGCCAGUGAACGAAUAAGUUAUUGAGGAGGCUAUUUCUGCACACCACGCUACAACAACGGGUGAUAAUAUAGACAACCCCGCAUGCAGUGAAUACGUUGACAAAGCCAGUGAUGAUUAAAACAUUCUAACUCUUUGAAAUCUUGAACUUGUAAUCUGAUAGUGAUUUUGAAGAAGCGAUUUUUUCCUUCUUAGGAAAUGGCCAUUUCUCAAAAUGUUGAGAUGUUUUCGUCUAAAAAAAAUUUCACAUUUAUGAGAACUUUGUGACUGAAAUUUUGAAGAGCUUGCAGCUGAUUAUUUUACAAUUUUAAAAAGUUUGCGACUUAAAUUUUCAUAAUUUUGAGAAAUUUGUUACUGAAGCUUUCACAGUUUUGAGAAGUUUGCGACUGAAAUUAAAAAAAAAAUUAGCACCACUUUUUUUGCAAGUUGUGCAGCCAAACGCAACUUCACAAAGACGGUGGAAAAAACUGUGAAUAAGAAUAAUAGACUGCAGUUUGAAGAGAAUAACUGAAUGAACUAAUGACUUUGUAAACUAAGGAUUGUAUUGGAUGACAGUGUCAAAUUUUGUUUUUUUGUAAACAAAAUGAUGGAAGAAUUUAAGGGACUCGCACAUACUAAGGUGAAAAGGAACGCCGAACUCUGACAGCGUAGGUUUAAGUAAGCUAAGUAAUGUAAAACACAUUAAUGAUGAAGUCAAAUAAAAAUGAACUAAAAUGUCUUGCAAGGGUAAAAUCUCAAUAUUAAUGUUAAUUUCAAACUCCAUUUUAAAGGAAGUUUGUUUAAUGUUUGUAUAAGCAGACAAAGGCAUCUGACGAACAUAGGAUGCAUUUCUCGGUGUCUUGUUGAUCCACUACAGCAACAGCAACAGCAACAAUAAUUCUUAGUGCUUUUGCAUAGACCAUUCCAUGACGGUGACUCCAGUUUUGUUCAUGUUUCUGCGUUUGUGUACAUUUGUGUCAUGUCUUGUGCACUUGUUUUGUGCCUCGCUCUUUGGUAAUUGGUUCAUUGCAAUAAGUAACCCAUUUAUGCCAAGUGGACUCUCCCAUCCUUCUUACUUGGAUUAAUUUAUUGCCAAAAUUAGGGAUGUCUAGUAUAUUUAUUUCUAUAUUUAGAAUAUUUCUUACAGAAAUUCAUGUACGCAUCAUGCGGCGUCUCAUCUUGGUCUACGCUGCUUGUCAAGGCCUUUUUCUAGACGCUAGGCAUACAUGGGUUAAAGGACCGUUUUGUUUAAGAGUCUUUUCUCCUGCUGGUGCAUGGGUAUUCGACUGAGACCGGGACACAAAACGAUUAAUGAUUGUUUAGACCCGUUAUUCAUUAUGAAUAGUCUUAUUUGAACUUGCAUUCAGUUGUGAGUCCGUAUAAUUAUUUUAUCGUCCUUCUUAUUCUCAGCACAACCCUUAAUUUGUAAGCCGAGAAAUAAGAUAGCUGAGAUCGAGCUUCGCUAGCCGUAUUUGUCAUAAGGCUCAUUUUCGCGUGACGCGGGUCAUAUUAUGUAUUUUAGUGUAUGGCUUACUGUUACUCAUUCAAAAAUGAGCAUCCAUGCCUAAUCAAGUUAUACAUACAGUUUUAGUUCAUCUUAUUAAUGUUGUAUGUGAUGCUUCGUAAUAUUUUAGGCUUUAAAUAAUUCCAGACAAAUCUAUCCGCCAUAAAUUCUUGAAAACAUGAAAAUCUACCGUCAAAGUCUGAUGCAUCUUAUGUAUUUCGCAAAAAAAAAAACUGUGAUCAUGUUGUCUCUGAUGAUUAUAUGUUUAGGUUCGAAACAAAUAAAUUAUCAAACUAGUAAAUUAAUUGAAUACAACUGAAUCCUCCGCCCAGUCAAAGUAUAUAUGUGUUGCUCUCACAAUGACUUUGAUUUAUUUAAGUUUUCAUCUUACCAUAUAUUAUUAGUAUGGCCAUACAUUGUGAGCACUCAAUGACACGUAAAUGCAAAGUGAAAGAUUGCAAAAAAGAAUACCAAAUCCACUAUUAAUUCCAUUUGUCGUACAAAACGGUAGGUACUUCUAGAAAUGUUGAAGCUUUCGACGUUUUAAGUUGUAACAAAUACUUUCGAUUGUUCGCCUAAAUGUUCAUCCUGUUGUUUUCGUUGUCUGCUGUAUGUCCGUGGGUUGUGAACUUUUGACAUCGUUUGUUUACCCCCCCCCCCCCCAAUGCGUCUUCUUCUGACAUUGAAGCUUUCGUGUCACUAACAGUGAUAUAGUACACGCUUAUUCCAAAGAGACCAGCGUCCUUAAUACAUAUAAAUGCUCGAUAACUCUAAAACUUAUGCCAUGCAGUAUUACUAAGCAACCAUUUAAUUUAUUCUUUGACAACAAAUAAUUGUACCACCUCGAGAAAAAUGAUAUAUUACUGUACAUCUAACUAAAUGUAUGUAACUUCUAUAUCGAUUUCAAUCUUUUAUGUGUCUAUGUGUAUUUUGAAAUAUUAUUCCUAUUUACCCAGCCAUUAAAUAAAUGCUCUUACAUAGUCCAA
Molecule: messenger RNA, 3553 nt
Organism: Dreissena polymorpha
Lineage: Eukaryota; Metazoa; Mollusca; Bivalvia; Myida; Dreissenidae
Exons: 10
Coding region: 129-1103 (324 amino acids)
Source: RefSeq, a predicted model, not a curated record